AUGUCUCUGUGCAAUUAUCUAUCUAAUCAGCAUAUCUAUGAGAAAAAGAUUCAAGAUGCGAGUCUCAAAAAGAGACUCACAAUCAUAGACUAUGACAAAGCAGCUAAUCUCACGAGACACAGUCUCCGUGAAGCCUUAAUUAAUGACUCAACUGUUAGCCACGAGAUCUUGAUGGAGAAUAUCAAGGCUAAAAUAUCAGAGAGCUCAAAAGCUAUCACAAUUAAAGGAAAGUAUGCUCUGUGGAACAGAGAGAUUGCACACCUAGAUAAAACUAGGCGAAAUAUCAGCAGAGAAUGGCGUAAAGCAAGGAAAAACGAAGCAGAGGAUGCUGAGGAACUAUUCCUGAAGUUCAGAGAAGCUCAGAAGUCCGACAUGGUGACAAGAAAAGAACUUACUAUCAAAGACAAGAAUGGCCUUGAAGUCAAAGCCAGCAAAAUCCGAAGUCAUUUGACCGAGACGAUCGAAGACCUUCUACAUGGACAAAAAACAGAAGCAGCCAAUGAGGGUGGAUACAAACUGUCCCAUCCUAUUAAAAACUUCGCGAUAUCCUACGAAGAUGUCAGGGGAGCUCUUGAAAGAGUGUCUCUCCACUCCUCGGCAGGACUAGAUGGGAUCCAGGGGCGAAUACUCAAAAAUCUAGGAGAUGAAGGCUGUGAAUAUCUAGCUCGAGUCUACGAUGCAAUCGUUAAGGGAGAGGCCUUCUUGCCCCGUGAAUGGGCGGAGGCCAGGGUGGCUCUAAUAGAGAAACCCAAUAUCAAACACAAAAAACUGGGAGAAAUGCAACAUGGGUACAGAGACAAGCGUAGAGGUGAUGACUGCCUCUUCAUACUCACAAGCGCCAUAGAAAUGGCGAGAAUACAGAACAGAGGACUUCUAGCAACCUUCCUAGACUGCACUCGAGCAUAUGACAAAGUAUGCAGAACAAAGCUCUGGGAAGUCCUGGAGAAACACGGACUGCGUCGGGAGGUCAUAGGACUAUUGAAGUUACUAUACAAAGAGAAUACAGUUAUUCUCAAAACAGAGAAAGAAUACAGAAUAGGAAAAUUCCUGGACUACUAUCUAUUUGCGGAUGAUCUAGUGCUAAUCGCACAUACGUGGUCAGACAUGGAGAAACUUCUCCAAAUCACGUCUACCUUCGGUGAGGAAAGAGGCCUCAUAUCCGCCAAAUCUGCGGUUUUAAACUUCAAUCGGGUAGACGACACAACCGAUAAGAACUUAUUCAUUCAGGGUAAGAUAAUCCCGAAGGAAAGAACUUACAAAUACUUGGGCAUACAUCUAAGCACAGACGCAAACUAUCUCGAGGACCAGGAAAAAAUGUGGAAGGAGAGAACGCGCAAGGCGCUAUAUCAACUACAUGCUAAAGUGCUGUGGAAAUUCAAUCGCUUUGAAACGACGAAAAUACAGUGGAAAGCCACAUGCGUCCCAGCGCUAACGUACUGUAACACGGUAACCGUCAUGUCGAAUACUCUACGGAAAAACAUAGACUCAGCCCAGAGACAGGCAGCAAGGUGGGCGCUAGGAGAACCAGCGUGCAACUUAGCCAAUGAAUUCUUGAAAGGAGAGCUCGGCUGGUCAACUUUCGAAGAGAGGGAAGCCAAGAGCCACCCGGGUCGCGUCAAUUCAGAAGUGCGCAGAAGAGGCCCUUUUGAAAGCCGAAGCACGAUUUUCGCCAGGAAGUGUUUGGUUAAGACCACAUCUAGUCAACUUUCGGAGUUGGCCGUCUUCUGA
Molecule: messenger RNA, 1728 nt
Organism: Galendromus occidentalis (western predatory mite)
Lineage: Eukaryota; Metazoa; Arthropoda; Arachnida; Mesostigmata; Phytoseiidae
Exons: 5
Coding region: 1-1728 (575 amino acids)
Source: RefSeq, a predicted model, not a curated record